CCCAUUGGUGCUCUGCGAUGACAAGCGCCUGUGCCUCUGACUGCACACCGCAGCGGUGUGACUCCAGCGGCUUCCUUCGCCCCGGCCUGUCUGCAGAGUCAAAAGUCCGGUCCCUUUGGGGUUACCAUCCCCUUCUACUACCGACGGUUGCCUGAUUCUGAACAUAUGCGCCCCACGGAAUGCAUGAGGCCUACCAGUCUUGUCUGGAUCCAGGCCGGCAGGCAUGGCAAGGGCGAUGACACUCUGGACAUACUGAACUUCCUUACUACCAAUGACGAUGCUCAUAGGGGUAGCCAUACAGUACCGCGUGAGUACCGCGCAUCCGAAGAAAGUCGAAGAGAGGCUGGUUGCUUAUAUAAGCUUGGCGUUUUUGGUUCCCUGGCCGGUGAGGAAGUAUUCAGAAAUGGCGUUAUGGACGCUGGGCUGCUGGACGAGCACUUUGCAUCACGCGGGGUGCAGGGCUACAUUGAUAGCUUUGGAGGCGAUCCAACCCGGGUUACCAUCGCCGGCGUUUCAGCGCUUGGCAGAUUCGUCAUGCUGCGGGACAUUGCCUAUGGAGUUAUCCUGGGCACGCCGUCGUUUGUCAAUCCAAUAUCCUCUUCAUCACACCUGUCACAGGAGCACGGCGACAAAGACUGGAUAACUUCGCAGGCCUACUACGCCUUCGCCAGCGCCGCUGAAUUCCCGCUGCAAUGGGUCUACGGAAGAAGCUCGUAG
This is a messenger RNA of Trematosphaeria pertusa, 717 nucleotides long. RefSeq lists its product as uncharacterized. The transcript is spliced from 2 exons. NCBI's taxonomy places the organism in Eukaryota, Fungi, Ascomycota, Dothideomycetes, Pleosporales, Trematosphaeriaceae. The record is from RefSeq and is a predicted model, not a curated record. Bases 166 to 717 code for a protein of 183 amino acids.